This is a messenger RNA of Trichobilharzia regenti, 1624 nucleotides long. NCBI's taxonomy places the organism in Eukaryota, Metazoa, Platyhelminthes, Trematoda, Strigeidida, Schistosomatidae. The record is from the annotation of a GenBank genome assembly.
UUAAACCCCAAGGUAAGGCGUUAGGAGAGACGGUAUCUCCAGUUUCAUGGUUUUAGAUAUUUAUCGCUUUUACGUGUUAUACUUCUCCACUCAUUAGUUUCUGUUUAAGAUUUAAAGUUGUUUUUCACGUUAUGCAUGAUUUAGUGUGUUUAGAUCAAUUUCUUCCACCGGAGAACCACUACUCUUGCAUGAUAGUCAAUAAAACAACUUUCACAAACUUCUGCGGAGAUAUCAACUGACGCUUAACUAAUUUUAAGCUAUGUGUUGGUAAUGCGGUGUAAUACUAGAUGGAUAUUUUGUGUGUUUUGACGAAAACUAGUGUAGGUUGAUGAUUGUGGAAAAACAGCACAAAGUGGUAACUUUUACAGAAUAUAAAUCUGUUUAAUAAUUUAAGCACUGAAGAGGAAAGCGUUAGCUCACAGUUUGAUAGGUUUACUUCAGAAUUAUUGUAAGUUUGGUUGAAAGCCUCUACAUGAGUCUUAUGGUUAAAUACAGUAGAUAUUGAUGUCGUUUAACACUUUAUAAUAAAGUGAGGCAUCUUAGUAGUAAUCAGAUGUAAUUUCAGUGCUUCUAAUCAAGAGGAAAUUCAGGUGUGCCACAACUUAAAGUAGUUAUGAGUUCCCACUAAAUGGUAGAACAUAUUAUAAAUCUGUUCCUAGUUUAUGUAAUAGUUUAAGGGAAAAUGUACUAAAGUGGUUGUUUUCAGUUGUUCUCUUCGUUUCUCAAACUUAUACUGCUUUUACAGUCCAGAAUGUCCACCACUGCUAACCAUCCAAAGAAGAUUGGAUCAUGGUAUUUCGGUGGGAUAGCUAGUGCAAUGGCUGCUGCAUGCACGCAUCCACUGGAUCUCAUCAAAGUACAUUUACAAACUCAACAAAAGAAAGAAUUUGGAAUGUUAAAAAUGGGGAUUCGUGUGUGCAAACAAGACGGCAUUUUAGCCCUGUACAAUGGUAUAAGCGCCUCAGUUCUGAGACAGUUAACUUAUUCAAUGACUCGAUUCGGAAUGUACGAAACCUAUAAGCAAUCCAAAGGCUCUCCAUUACCAUUCGGUGAAAGUGCAGUAAUUGCCAUGGUCUCUGGAUUUUGUGGAGGUAUCGUCGGUAAUCCAGCAGAUAUGGUCAAUGUUAGAAUGCAAAAUGAUAUGAAAGUGCCAGUGAAUGAAAGACGCAAUUACAAAAAUUGUAUCGAUGGCUUAGUUCAAGUAGUUCGCAAAGAAGGUGUGCCGAAAUUAUUUAGCGGUGUCAGUAUGACUGCUUCACGUGCUGCAUUUAUGACUGUCGGACAACUGGCAUUUUAUGAUAAAUUUAAAAUGAUGCUUAUUAAUACAGGAAGUUUCCAGGAUAAACCCUUAACGCAUAUGAUUGCAAGCAGUAGUGCUGCUGGAGUUGCUACCUUUAUCACUCAACCAUUUGAUGUAAUGAAAACGCGUUUAAUGAAUGCUCCACCUGGAAAAUAUUCAGGGCUUAUAAAUUGUGCCGUCGAUCUUGCAAUCACCGGUCCAUUAUCCUUUUUCAAGGGUCUUGUACCCGCAUUUAUACGUUUAGCACCGCAUACUGUAUUAACAUUUGUAUUCCUUGAACAACUAAUUGUCAACUUUGGACAUGUGCAGACGCCUCAUAAUUAA